UGCAAGAAUUGCCAAAGGUGCUUGUUUGUGUCAGCAGCUGACAGUUACUUGCUGCACUUGCUGUAAAUCUUGAAUGUUGGUUUUCUUUGCAGUAACUCGGAUCUUUUUUUAAAUUAUUCAGAUAAACAGAAGUAUUUUUUUCACAAUAUCAAGCAACUCAUUCAUAUUUCUUCGAAAUAAUCUUACUUUACAUCUGUAGAUAAAACAAUAUACCAUGUUGCUAAGGACCAUUUCCUCAGCUUCUUGUAACAUAUUAACAGAUUUAAGCUGUUAAGGGCUGGACAUGCCACUAAUUUAGAAUUCGUAAUGGAUGAGCAAUAGGGUGAAUAGAGAAGUCUGGGUCCUGUGUCAGCAGGUGUAGUUCCUGUUAUACCUAACAGCUUAGUCAAUAAACCAACCCUUCUACAGUGAUAAGCAAAUAUGAAUGUCAUACAUUUCUGCAGCUUUGGAUGGGAGGCAACGAGGGAGCGGCCGCAGUUUCCACAUACCUUCAGUUACAUUUGACAGCAUUUCUGCUGAGACAGAAAUCAAACAGCUUCUAGCAUAGCAUAAUAUUUUUGAAGUGAGAAAAAUAGAAGAGGUGCUAAAUUAACGACAGAUCCAGCAAUAAUCUAACGGCUUACAGUCAGCAUGGUUACGGUGGACUUCAAGACACUCACAGCACCGGUGGGCAUUUUAAGGAUGCUGGAAGUGGUCUUAACCUGCAUCUCCUUCAGCCUGGUGGCAUCAGUGGGCCACACUUCUCAGUCCUUCUGGGUCUGGUGCAUGUUCAGCUGGUGUUUCUGCUUCUGCAUCACCUUCCUCGUGCUCCUCCUGGAACUGACAACUCUAAACACAAAGCUGCCCAUCUCCUGGGAUGACUUCACUGCCGCAUUUGCAAUGCUGGCUACCCUGAUGAUGUUCACAGCAGCUGUUAUCUAUCCCAAGUUCUACGUCUGCUCUAGCUGCGGCAGAAGUAUCGGUGCCACUGUCACCACCUGCUUGGCCUUCGUCCUCUACGCCGUUGAGGUGGGGCUAACCCGGGCCAAACCUGGUGAGAUCAGUGGAUUCCUUUCCACAAUCCCAGGCCUCCUCAAGGUUUUAGAGGCCUUUGUGGCCUGCAUCAUCUUCAUCUGUUUGGACUACACCUUUUACUCUAACUUCCCGGGGCUCCAGUGGUGUGUUGCCGUCUACUCCAUCUGCUUCAUUUUUGCCCUCCUCGUCAUCAUUUUUACCAUCGGCCGCCUGCUUUCUCUCUUCCCCGCACCCUUCGACAAAGUCUUGACGGUGUGCAAUGUGCUGGCAGUGCUGAUGUACUUCACAGCUGUGGUCAUUUGGCCAUUUUACAGCUUUAGGAACCUUGUAGGCCCCAAGGAUUUUUACAUAGUCAUUACUGUGAUGACCUGCUUGAACCUCAUUGCUUACAUUGUGGAUACAGUUUACUCGUUUAAGCUCGUCUUCUUCGUCAGCAGAACAUAGGUUGCAAAAACACCCCAAAAAGUCAGCGUGAACUUAUCUUUGAUUGAUUGAUUGAUUGAUUGAUUGAUUGAUUGAUUGAUUGAUUGAUUGAUUGAUUGUAUCAUAGUUAUUUUUAUGAUGGUUUAUGUCAUUUUGUUUUGCUGCAGAUUUCAUAUUAAUUAGAGCAGCUUUUUUUUUUUUUUUUUUUUUUUUUUUUUAUACACGAUUUUGCAUUUUUUGAAGCCAUAAAAUAGUUGUGGUUGAUUCAGGUUUUUUUAUUCAGGUUUAUGAGCCUGUAAAAGGACUGAUUAGGAAACUCAUUCAGUUCGGUUUCUUACAAAUCUCACCCUGAUAAAGAACACUAAAAUCCAGUCAUUGUGGUUACUGAAGGUUAUUGAACAAGCCUACAUACUCAUGUGGUUGUUUUAGCACCUCGGUAAAAAAGUAUGAUGAGCCAAUCUUAAAUAAAUACCAUUUUCAUGGUUUCAUGGUUAAAUACUGAACUCCUCUUUGAGAAUGUUUGCAAAGGUGUGUCCAAGUGUGCAUAUCCUGCAUUACACACAGCUAUGGGUUUCGAGAUGACAACUCCACUCCCAUUUUUCAAUCAUGGUGAAAGAGAUCAAAGAGUAAGUGAAAGAGAACAAAAGAGCAAAGUUAAGACAGUUUUUUGUUUGGUUUUUUUUAAAUCCUGGCAGUCUUUAGCUGUUAAAGAAAGAAGCUGCUUUGUUUUGUGCUAAUGAUUUAACUGCUGAUGAUGAGCUGAGCUGUCGAACUGCUCCUCUUUUGUGUUUACACAGGAAAAGGAUUACUGGACGUUUACUGCCAGAACAGGUUUAUUUAUUCAAUCCAAAGCGCUAAAGUCAGUUGGAUUAUAUUUGGAUUUUGUCCAAACAGUAAUAAAACAUCAUUUUUAUAAAUAUUUUAAAGUUUUUAAGGUUGAAGCAAACCUUAACUCAGUGUCACAUAGUUAAAAUUUCCCUUCGUAAAUCUAUUACUUAAAGGGAAAGUACAGGAUAAGUACUUUUCCAUAUUAGUUUUGUUUUAAAGAACCGUAUGAACCAUAAAAGCAGUUGCUCAAGGUUAGCCGAGUUUGCUUAUCACAGUAUAAGUUAUAAAAUUGAUAACCACUAGCAUAUAUGGUUGAAGCGUAACCUUUCACCCAUCGUGUACAGCAACCCGCAUACAAAAAUGGGAACAACUGAGAGAUUUCUUUUUUUAAAAAGGAAGAAACUACAAACUGGAAGAACUGGGGAGGAAGAGACCACAUGGGUCACAUCCACAUUCUGCAUCUGCAGAAUUAAUAUGUGUGUUAAAGUGCAGUGAUGAUGAUUGUGUGUUCUUUUUAAUUGUAUUCUCAUAAACGUACACGUUUCUCUG
Oreochromis niloticus (Nile tilapia) is the source of this 2814-nucleotide messenger RNA. RefSeq names its product myeloid-associated differentiation marker. NCBI's taxonomy places the organism in Eukaryota, Metazoa, Chordata, Actinopteri, Cichliformes, Cichlidae. Gene Ontology annotation, cellular component: membrane. The transcript is spliced from 2 exons. Bases 631 to 1458 code for a protein of 275 amino acids. The record is from RefSeq and is a predicted model, not a curated record.